GGCUCAAGCAAAACGAACAGGUCCGUAAAGCUGCCGAUAUCGAACUGCGCUUUCAUCAACAUAUUGCGUACAGCUUCCACCUCCAGAGCACGAAUGGCGGAUUUCCAUGUGGCAUUAUGCAUGAUGGGGUUUGUAGCUGCUGUUUCCAGCGAGCACGCAGACAUGCAGCUUAUGCAGAUGCAACAGGCUGGCGUGUUGCACGGCAGUGGAAUCUGGAUGCCGCAGCAGGGUUGCCACACCUCGGUUGAGGGUGAUGAGUGUUUCGACAAGGUCAUGUGGGCGAUGCGGACGGGCAUCCAGCAGCACCCAGAGUACUAUCGCCCUCUGACGAGAAAUUCCAGCUUCGAGGACUUCCAGCAACACUUGCACGGCACAGCCAGGCUCUCCGGCGUGUGCCCCAAGCCAUGUGCAGCGCCGAAGUCAGAGGAGCAAGCGCCUGCACCGGCAGCGGAGUGCCGCACCAGCGUCACGGGCGACGAGUGUUUCGACAAGGUCAUGUGGGCGAUGCGGACGGGCAUCCAGCAGCACCCAGAGUACUACCUUCCUCUGACGAGAAGUUCCAGCUUCGAGGACUUCCAGCAACACUUGCACGGCACAGCCAGGCUCUCCGGCGUGUGCCCCAAGCCAUGUGCAGCGCCGAAGUCAGAGGAGCAAGCGCCUGCACAGGCAGCGGAGUGCCGCACCAGCGUCACGGGCGACGAGUGUUUCGACAAGCUGCAGCGCCGAAGUCACAGCAGCGAGCUGAGCAGCAGGUCGGAACUCCAGCGCCAACAGUAAUCCAAUUGGAUGACCUACUCGUUUCAACCUACCCUGGAUACGUGCAAAGCGGCCAAAAUUGCGAGUGCGGAGCAGAGAUCAAAGCCUAUUCGGAAGAGUUCGAGACUCUCGAGUUAUGUGCCUCGGAGUGUUCCUUGUACCCAAACUGCAAGUCCAUUGGUCUUCACCCCUUCCUGUCAGUCUGGAAAGGCGGGUGCUAUCUUUACGAUGCAGAGUGUGGGUCAACGAAUGGGCAUGACUCCAACACCACCUGUGCCAAUCCAAUCCCGCAAGGAGCCCUUAGUGUCAACUUCAACAGGAUACCGACCCCUGCGCCCACUCCUGCACCUACGUCUUCAGUUGAGCCGUGCGACGUCACCGAUGGAUCGUCUCCGAGCUCUUUCUACCCGUGUCAGUGCGGGCCUGACAUGUGCGUUACAAACGAGGUCUGCUCAGGUGACAGGCGAGGCUUUUCGUGUUCUCCUCCGGGCAUUCUGAAGGUAGAGUGGCCGUGCCUGACGACUUCUAUCGGCAGCCCUUACUUCGUGUUUUACGGGAGCAGUGCAAGCGGAGCGCCAGUGUACAGCAACACCGACGGCAAUUACAUAUAUUGGGACUAUUCGUGUGAUGGCAUCGACCGGCCUCUGAAGUACGCACAGCCGCGGUGGAUUCUGGACUCUGAAGAACCAAACAUGACAGCAACUAUGGAUUUAGAUUCUGAUGCGGGCUGCGCUUAUUUCGGGCAUCAUGGUAGUUCAGAUUCUAAUGGUGUCCCAUUGGGGAACACAACUUGGUUGGUGGCAUGCGACGGCCAAGGCCUCAACAUGACGGUGACGAUCACUUACGAGGAGAUCCUCCCGACUCCGUCGCCGACGAUGGAGCCCGGGGCACCGUGCGUUUGUGACGACGCGUGCGGCUCGUUUUCUUACCUUGAUUUGGAUGGUGAUGAGUGCCUUGUGGAAGCGGAGGUGAACAAGGACGAGAAUCUCAACGGGCACUUUACCGAGAUGGACGAGAACGGGGAUGGAUGCGUGACCCAGGCAGAGUGUGGCAAUUCUCCAUACUCGAAAGACAUGUCUAGGUUCCCAAUCGGGGGUCCCGCUGAGUGUGACUACGGAUACUACUUUCUGGAGGGCACCAGCGUCUGCCAGCAGUGCACCACGGGCUCCACUCGGCGACGCCGCUCGGAGGCAUGCACUGACUGCGCCCCUGGCAAAGAAGACCUGGGCGACUUCGACAACUGCAUCUCGGGGGUAUGGCUCACCGAGCCCAUAUCAACUGGGUCCGACGUCGUCUUCGUCAACAAGGCCCUCGACGACAGCGGCCGCGUGCUGCAGAAGGGCGACGGGAUCACCAUGUCCACACGCAACCCUGGGCACUUCGAGAGACUGGUCAUCACCGACAAGAUCGGCUUCGAUGACAGCGAGAGGCUGUCGCCAUACCACGAGUCUCUGCUCCGCAGAGGUGGGCCCUUCUUUAUCCUCGACCACGGAGUGCACGCGGGGUUCAACAAGUACGACGCGAUCGUCUCGGCCUGCUCGAGCACCAACGGUGUCGGACUCAGCGAGCAGUAUCCUUGCGGAUGCGGCAUUGAAAUCUGCGAUUUCGGGUACAGGUGUGACGAGCAGUGCGCUGGGAGCAACACCGUUAUCGAUCCCUACCUAGGCAGCGGCUUCGGAGACGGCGGGUGCUGCAUUGGACCCCCAGCCUCUCCGUUGCCGACCCCGGCCCCGACGGUGUCGGCCAAGGGUGACCCGCACCUGGUCAAUCUUCAAGGCGAGCAUUUCGACGUCAACCACGGCGGCGAGUUCACUCUGCUGCGCAUCCCGCAGGCCGCUGACAGGACCGCCGAGGUGGAGCUCCAGGCCACCAUCCGCCCCGAGCACGGGAAGCCAUGCACCACGUACAUCACUGCGGUUGAGCUCUCGGGUGCUUGGUUCGGCGGUAUCGUCGUGCAGGUGCGCUCCUACCUGCGGUCGCACUCCAAGAACGAAAGCGACUCGUUCUUGGGCCUCCGAGUGAUUGAGCGGGGCGCAUCUCGCGAAGCUCCCUGGUCGAGACUCGAGGACUGGGCCGAUGGGAAGACCGCCCUGUUCGAGCAGCAGGCCCGAGAUGGCGUCACGGUGACAAUGUCCAAGUCGCAGUGGCGCACCAAGAAGGGCGUGAAGGAGGGAUUGCCGACCAUAGCUGGGGAACUUCAGGUCAUGAUGCAGAACAAGAUGAGCGAUACCUCCGCCAUGAUCAUCGUCCGUCAAGACCUACCAUUGCAGGAGCAUCUGAAUUUGGCUGUGCGGCGCUUGAGCGCACUCGGGCGUGCAGACAUUGGUGGCCUGCUUGGGUUUGAUGCGCAUGCCGAGUCGCUGGAGGAUGUCACACCUGAGUGCCAGCGUCAUAGGGACGGGUUGGACAAGAAGGCGGGCCCCAAGGCUGUGCCGAGCUGGAAGGUGAGAUGGCAGAAGAUCAAAGAGCAGCGCGCCAGCAGUCGUGCACCUGGCGGGUCGAUCAACGACAACGAGGCGGGGGCCAGCCUCGUCAACAGGGACAUGAUGUGCAUCUGCUCCGACGCGGAGCCGAGUGACGUCACGGAGGAGACCGACCGCUCCAUGAACUCCGCCAGCUUGAUCGGCGCAGGGCGCGACGGAGUCCUCGCAGAGUUCCGCACGGCCCGGCUUGCCGAGGCAACGUGGGAUUGAUGGCGGUCUGUGCGGUGUCUUGGGCGCGUCCGCCGAGCCGCCCGCCCUCGGGACGCACCGCUGACAGGCCCGCCCGCCGACCACCCGCCCCCGCUCGCCUCCGCCCCUGCGGGGCCCCCUUCCGCUCGCGGCCGCAGCGGCCUCCGGGGGGCGAGGCCCUGGAGGAGAGAUGUCUCCACAGGAUUCCCACCGCGGCUGGGUCACCGUUAACAUGUGUAUUAUGCAAGUUUUCAGUUUUUCGGCAAGCGGGUCCGCCGAUUGGGCGGAUCCGCGGGCCGAGCUUCCGCAGGGAGAGGAGAUGGAGGUGG
Messenger RNA from Prorocentrum cordatum, 3757 nucleotides. The record is from the annotation of a GenBank genome assembly. Lineage: Eukaryota; Dinophyceae; Prorocentrales; Prorocentraceae.